Molecule: messenger RNA, 252 nt
Organism: Mesorhabditis belari
Lineage: Eukaryota; Metazoa; Nematoda; Chromadorea; Rhabditida; Rhabditidae
Source: the annotation of a GenBank genome assembly
AUGGAAAGAACGCUCUCAAAUUUACGCCACUCAAAAAUACUGUUUGUCAAUAGUUUUGAAUGGACCACAGAUAAUGAAGCUGCGGAUCUGCAAAUAACUCAAUUGGGUGUAGAGCCUACACUGUGGCUUCUGUUACUUUUAAAAGAAGCGCCUGAGCCUUUCCCGCAUGCAAAGACGCUUCUCGUCGUGGAAAUGGUUGAUGUGCUCGUCCUCAUGCGCACACCGCAGCUCUCCAAUCCCUCAACGACAAUC